AUGACAAACCCAGAUAAGAUAUGGAAGGCCACACUGGAGGAGCCCAGCGGCCAGGCCAGUGCCGGGCCAGCCAGUGGAGACAUCGGAGGCGAGGACCAAUGCCCGACUGGGAAGAGGGGUGGUGCAGAUGAGCGCAAGGGCAUCUGGGGGAGGAGUGCAUACGGCAGUAGCACUCCCUGGUGCAAGGAAUCGGGCUUGGCUAGACCGCUUGCGGGGAUUCGAGGGAGAUGGCCGGGGGAAGAAGGGAGAGGGCGGAUGUCGGCAUGGAUGGAGAUGAUGAUCGGAGGAGGAGGAGGAGGCUGGGUGAUCAACAGGAUCAGAAUCCCACACACAAAUACUGCGCGAGCCAGAGCCGCAGCUCACUCCCCUCGACCUCCGACUAGUCCCGUGUCUCUCCCCGUACGGCUGCGCGCUCAUACGCUCCGCUCUAACCGCGCCCUCCGCCCUUCUGAACCUCGAAAUCUCCGUCUAGAGUUCAGGGCUAUCUCCCAGAAUCCUCUCAAUCUCUCAGACACAGCGCAUCACACCGAUUCAUCCUCAGAGGACUUAUUGGUUCCUGUUCCUCACGAACUCCCUCAUCACUACAACUCGGAUUCACCACAUUCUAACCUGCCCACCAUCGACUCCCUUACCGAUUCCUCGCCCUCGUCGCAGUCCUCAUCACCGUCUUUUAUUCUGCGUCCCGUGUCACCCUCUCCGUCACCUCCACCGCCUCCACCACCUCCGAACCAGAACAUGGCAGCUGUUGUGCCCAUGCCCGCCCGUGGUGCCCGAGGAGCACCUGAAUUCGACCCAUCAAAGCCCCGUGAGCUUCCUCGAUUUUUCACGGACCUGGAAUACCAUUUUGGGCUGGCCAGCAUUGCGGAUGCUCAAGAACGGAAGCGCCACGCUCUACGGUUCCUCCCUUUUGACGAAGCUGAACUUUUAGAGUCUCUAGACUCGUUUUCGGUGCCCCACAACUACGACGCAUGGAAAGCAGAAGUCUUGAAGCUUUAUCCUGGCACGGAUUCUGACCGCAAAUAUGCUACCUCAGACCUCCACGCGCUCAUUGGCAAAUACGCCAGCUCUGGGAUUAACUCACGCGCUGAAUAUAGCAAAUUCUACCGCCUUUUCCUGGUCAUUUCGAAAUACCUCUUACUAAAGCAACGGCUGUCUCUGGUUGAGCAGUCCCGUGCGUUUCGAACCGCAAUCGCCCCUGCCUCCCUUUGGAACCGUGUGCACCAGCGGCUACAAAUCAAGAAGCCUGAUGUUCAUCCUGAAGACCCAUAUGAACUCAGUGAUAUGAACGAAGCCGUGGAAUUUGUUUUGGCUGAUUCCACGGGCUCAUUUUCGUUUCAGACCACGGCGCCUCCAGCUGCCUCGUCCCCGGUCACUGUCAAGUCCGAAGCUGACCCAAAUUUGGCUAUUCUCGGCGAAAUCCUCAAGCUCCUUGUGGCGCAGAACGCUGCACGCCUAGGCCCUGCGCCCGCCGUUUCAUCGACCACGCUGUUACCCUCAUACCCUGCGCCUCCACGGGACGCCGCGCUCCUUGGGCACGUGACCAUGCACCCUCCUCCUCCUCCUCCGAUCAUCAUCUCCAUCCAUGCCGACAUCCGCCCUCUUCCUCCUUCCCCCGGCCGUCUCCCUCGAAUCCCCGCAAGCGGUCUAGCCAAGCCCGAUUCCUUGCACCAGGGAGUGCUACUGCCGCUCGUACCAGAUGCCCUUGCGCUCAUCUGCACCACCCCUCUUCCCAGUCGGGCAUUGGUCCUCGCCUCCGAUGUCUCCACUGGCUGGCCCGGCACUGGCCUGGCCACUGGGCUCCUCCAGUGUGGCCUUCCACUGUUGGUGUCUCAGGAGCUGGCCAUCACUGGCCCCUCUGAGCCACUCACUAUCUUAUCUGGGUUUGUCAUUAUCUACUUGUCAUCUGCCAUUGUUCCAUGGCAGUGA
Mycena citricolor is the source of this 1926-nucleotide messenger RNA. NCBI's taxonomy places the organism in Eukaryota, Fungi, Basidiomycota, Agaricomycetes, Agaricales, Mycenaceae. The record is from the annotation of a GenBank genome assembly.